Messenger RNA from Porites evermanni, 429 nucleotides. NCBI's taxonomy places the organism in Eukaryota, Metazoa, Cnidaria, Anthozoa, Scleractinia, Poritidae. The record is from the annotation of a GenBank genome assembly.
GAGAUCAGGGAGGCGAAGCGUCAGCGAAGGAAGGCUGAAAAGAGGUGGAGGAAAUCUCGAUUGGAGUCCGAUCUUGCUGCUUUUAAAGCAAAACGUAAUUUUACUACCCGUCUUAUGAACAAGGCUCGGAGGGAGUUUUACAGUAACUUUAUAGAUGAAAAUAGCGGUGAUCAAAAGAAACUAUUCCGUGCAAGUCAGCGCUUAUUUAAGCGCACAAUGGAUGAUGGUCUCCCACCUAAUCUGGACAGUAAAACUUUCUCUAACGACUUGGGGAAAUUCUUUGUUCAGAAGAUAGAUACUAUCCGCACGCAGCUUGACACCGAUCAGCAGACUGAUUCAUAUCCAGAAGAUGACACUUCGUCUGCUGAUGAAACUGUGCCACCAUUCCCUACUUUUACGAUGCUAUCAGUUCGAGAUGUUAAACAGCUU